AUAUAAUAACAUAAGUUUUUUUUCUCUCUUAAAAUUUUAAUUAAUUAAGGAAUAACGAUGGAAGGACACACUAGAAAUUUUACUGAAAUUAAGUCUGCAAAAUUCGACGAUGAGAAUUUAGAGACAUUGACAUCCAUAGAGCAAAUAAAAGUUGAGAAUUUGGUCGAGAAAUGUUUUGAUAGAAUUGAACAGCUGUCGAGCAUGGAUAAUACAUUGCCAUACUUUUAUCGCAAGGAACACAUUCGUUUCUUGGAACGCUGUUUACGAUUUCUAUCAACUGGAUAUGAAUGUCUUGAUGCUUCAAGAACUUGGCUUGUUUACUGGAUCUUACAAUCUGCUCACUGCUUGAACUUUAAGUUCUCCUAUGAAGUUCUUGGUGAUGUCAUUCACUUUCUCAAGAAAUGUCGCUGUCCUUCAGGUGGAUUUGCAGGUGGACCAAGUCAAUUGCCUCAUUUAGCACCCACUUAUGCUGCAGUAUUAAGCUUAUGCUUAAUCGAGACUGACGAAGCACUCGAAGCCAUUGAUCCGGAAGGAAUCAAGAAGUUCCUGUGGAGCGUACGAGAAGAGAAUGGAGCAUUUCGAAUGCAUGUUGACGGAGAAAUUGAUGUUCGUGGCGCUUAUUGUGCAAUAACUGUUGGUCGAUUGAGUGGAAUUAGUCCACAAAAUAAAUUAUUUGAAGGAACUGCAAACUGGAUCGCUAAAUGCCAAACUUAUGAAGGAGGAUUUGGUGGAUCUCCUAAUUUGGAAGCUCACGGUGGCUAUUCAUUUUGUGGUGCUGCAGCAUUAGCUUUAUUAAAUGAUGUUUCGACUGUUAAUUUAAAGUCUCUUUUGAGAUGGGCUGUAUACCGACAAAUGAGAUAUGAGGGUGGAUUUCAAGGACGUACAAAUAAGCUUGUUGAUGGAUGUUACUCAUUUUGGAUGGGCUCUUUAGUUCACGUUAUUCAAAUGUUGAUUGAAAAGAAUUCAUGCCAUGAUGGAUAUACGAUUAAUAUUGACGAAUUGAUGUUUCAUCGAGAAGCUUUACAAGAAUAUAUAUUGAUUUGUUGCCAAAAACCACAUGGUGGUUUAAUUGAUAAACCAGGAAAGCCUGAAGAUUUAUAUCAUACAUGCUAUACACUUAGUGGGCUAUCAAUUGCUCAAAAUUUUAACUCAACUAAGCAGCCCAUUGUAAUUGGAAAUCCCGAUAAUGAAGUUUUGCCUACACAUCCUUUAUAUAAUAUUGCACCAAAAGCCGUUAUGAAGGCAUACUUUUACGCUCAACAACAUCCAAUCGAGUCUGAAGAAGAUCUCGUUGGAUGCACCAAAAAUCAACAUAAUGAUGAACAAAAUCCAGCGAAUGGACAAAAAGAGAAUGAAGGAAAUGCAGAUCAAUAGUCAUUUUGUACCAAUUUUAUAAUCAUGAUUUACUAAAACAAUUUAAUAAAAUAAAAAAAACUUUAAUUAAAGAUUCCCCAAAAAAGAAAUAAGAAGUAACAUAUGGCGCGAAAUUCCUUAACGU
This is a messenger RNA of Chironomus riparius, 1498 nucleotides long. The record is from the annotation of a GenBank genome assembly. Lineage: Eukaryota; Metazoa; Arthropoda; Insecta; Diptera; Chironomidae.